AUGAUCAAUCAAGAAAUUCCACAUUACUCCAACUGGAUCGACGGAGCGUACUCUCCCCCGUCGUCAUCGACUCUACCAGUAAUCAAUCCAGCAACCGAAGCCACCAUAGGCACUGUCGACGCUACAAGUCACGAUGAAGUGCAAGAAAUAGUCACAAAGUCAUGGAAGAAUUUCAAUCAAGGUGCAUGGUCCACGGCCGAAGCUUCUGAGCGAUUCGCCGUCUUAUCCAAAGCAGCGACGUUGUUACGUGCCCGCAUCCCAGAGUUCGUUCAACUCGAAGUCCAACAGACUGGUCGCCCAAUUCGCGAAAUGCGUGCCCAAUUAGCACGUAUCCCCGAAUGGCUGGAAUAUUUUGCCAGUCUAGCACGCGUUCAAGAGGGUGCUGUAACACCGUUCAAGGGCCCUGUUGUAAACACCUUGAUCCGCCUACCAUUAGGUGUUGUCGCUCAAAUCACGCCCUGGAAUCAUCCAUUAUUGAUAAGCAUCAAGAAGAUAGGCGCAGCACUUGCGGCUGGGAACGUGGUUAUUGUGAAACCUUCAGAACUUGCGCCGAUAUCAAUCCUGCAGUUGGGACCUCUGUUCAAAGAAGCUGGGUUACCGGAUGGAACGUUGCAAAUCAUCUCGGGUUAUGGUCGAGAGACAGGGAAAUAUCUAUGCGAGGCACCGAAUUUAUCCAAAAUCGAUCUUACAGGAGGUGUGGCUACAUAUCAGGCUAUCGCGUCGUCUGCAUCUUUGAAUAUGAUCCCCAUAACGGCUGAAUUAGGUGGUAAAGCACCAGUCUGCAUCUUUGAAUCAAUGAACGUCGAACAUGCUGUGAAAGCAGCGUUAUUCGCUAGUUUCAUUGCAAGUGGGCAAACCUGCGUGACUGGUAGCCGCUUACUCGUUCACACAGAUAUCUACGAUUCCUUCGUAGAAAUGUUGGGGAAGAGGACAAAAGCAUUACGUCUAGGCGACCCAACUGACCCCCGAACACAAAUCGGCGCAGUCAUCAACAAAGCUGCCGUCGAAAGAUGCGCGGCAUUCGUUUCGCGAGCAACAACUCAAGAAGGAGAAAACGGUAAACUUCUCUGCGGCGGAAAACCGGCGACACAUGCGGGCAAGGGGUAUUUCUUUGAACCGACACUGAUUGAAACAAACGCAGAAUCGUACCUGGCUUGUAACGAGGUCUUUGGCCCUGUUAUUGCUAUUUUGCGCUGCAAGUCGGAAGAUGAGAUUGUGGAUAUUGCUAAUGGUACCAAUUAUGCGCUGGGGGCUUCUAUCUGGACACAGGAUUUCACGCAGGCCCAUCGUGUUGCGGGUAAGAUUGAGGCGGGGAUUGUGUGGGUUAAUGGGCAUCAUCUUAAUGAUCCUUCAUCUCCAUGGGGCGGUUUCAAGGAUAGUGGUUUGGGUAAGGAGAACGGACGCGAAGCUUAUGAGAGUUAUACAAAGGUCAAGAGCAUUGUGUACAACUAUGGAGUUAUGCCGACGUGGUUUGAUGAUGAGGAUGUGCUGGGCAAUGCUCGGAUAUGUAUCGAGCAUAUGGUCCUACGGACGACCUCGGGAAGCGGCUGUAACCUGGAAUAA
This is a messenger RNA of Talaromyces stipitatus ATCC 10500, 1563 nucleotides long. RefSeq names its product aldehyde dehydrogenase family protein, putative. Gene Ontology annotation, molecular function: aldehyde dehydrogenase (NAD+) activity. The coding region runs from base 1 to 1563 and encodes 520 amino acids. The record is from RefSeq and is a predicted model, not a curated record. Lineage: Eukaryota; Fungi; Ascomycota; Eurotiomycetes; Eurotiales; Trichocomaceae. The transcript is spliced from 2 exons.